CAGGAAGUUGUCGACCGGACUGUUUUUUGCGACCACCCGUCGUUUCUUGAUUGCGUAUUUUGUAGGAGGCUAGUCCUGUCUAUUGUGUUUAUCUGCUACUCUCCGCAGCGGAUUUGUUAAUGGAUACGACGUUAUCCGCAAAAAUUAUCACCCUGGACAUGGAUUGGAGAACAUCUUAAAUAUCAUUCUGCUGCGCACAGAUGCAAAUAUGAAUAAAGGGUGGCUAGAGCUCGAGAGCGAUCCCGGACUGUUCACUCUGCUGGUGGAAGAUUUUGGUGUAAAGGGGGUCCAGGUGGAGGAGAUCUAUGAUCUUCAAAGCAAGUGUCAGAGCCCAGUCUAUGGCUUCAUCUUCCUCUUCAAGUGGAUUGAGGAGCGUAGGUCCAGGAGGAAAGUUAACACUUUAGUGGAUGAGACGUCAGUCAUUGAUGAGGAAAUUGUAAAUGACAUGUUUUUUGCUCAUCAACUGAUACCAAAUUCAUGUGCCACCCAUGCUUUGCUGAGUGUUCUUCUGAACUGCAGUGGAGUUGAGCUUGGCACCACCCUUAGUCGCAUGAAAGCUUUUACAAAAGGCUUCAGUCCUGAAAGCAAAGGUUAUGCAAUAGGAAAUGCCCCAGAGCUUGCCAGAGCACACAACAGCCAUGCCAGACCGGAGCCUAGGCACUUGCCGGAGAAACAGAACGGGAUCAGUGCAGUGCGGACAAUGGAAGCCUUCCACUUUGUCAGCUAUGUGCCUAUCAAAGACCGCCUCUUUGAGCUUGAUGGGCUCAAGGCUUACCCCAUUGACCAUGGACCCUGGGGUGAGGAGGAGGAAUGGACUGAUAAGGCACGGCGCGUUAUUAUGGAGAGGAUUGGACUGGCCACUGCUGGUGAGCCAUACCAUGAUAUCCGCUUUAACCUGAUGGCAGUGGUGCCUGACCGCAGAAUGAAGUACGAGUCCAAACUGGAAAUAUUAAAAAGGAAUCGACAGACUGUGCUGGAGGGUCUGCAGAAGAUGAUCCGGCUCACCCAGCCCGAGCUCGUCCAUGACAAGAAACAGCAGGACUCUUCCGCUCCAGAUGAAAGCACGGCCGCAGUCAAGAAAGAAGCAGAUGUGGACCCAGUUACAUCCCAGGGAGCCGAUCAGGCAUCCUCAGAUGACUCAGGGGUUCAGUCCAAGGAUGUCUCUAACCCUUCAGGAAACACUAAGGUCAUGGGAAAACCACCAGUCCCCUCCGGAGGAGGUCCCCAGCAAGUCACUAGUUCCAAUCCCAUUGUUCAGCGUUUGCCUGCUUUUCUGGACAACCACAACUAUGCCAAGUCUCCAAUGCAGGAGGAGGAAGAUCUCGCAGCUGGUGUUGGUCGCUCUCGGAUGCCUGGCCCUCCUCAGCCCGCUUACUCAGAUGAUGAAGAUGACUAUGAUGAGGAGGAGGAAGAAAUGCCUGGUUCUGCAGGUCCUUCCAGCAGAUUUAGGCGGAAAGCAAGUCUGCGCUCAAGGACAGGACGGGUUGGGACUGGAAUGGAGAGCCAGAUUGCCCUUAGUGUUUUGGCUGAGAAACUGAAGAAGGAGGCCCAAAGAAAAGAUGCCCUGAACACACCUCUGUCUGUUCGCACCGAGGGUCGCACCGGGGGCAUUUGCAUCACAUCUGCUUCACAACCUUCCCCCACACCCAGCAAUGAGAGCACUGACACAGCCUCUGAGAUUGGCAGUGCAUUUAACUCCCCGCUGCGCUCUCCGGCUCGCUCCCAGGCUGCCACGCGCCCAUCCAGUCCAGUUGCAUCCCAUCUGUCUCGUGUACUGUUCGGAGAAGAUGAGAUGCUGAGGCUAGACUCCAGACAUAACCGUGCUGUACGAGAACUUGGCCCCUCUGUCAGUGUAGCCCUGCUACAUCUACAGGAGGAUGGAACUAUCUAUGCUCUCCCUCCAUCUGCAGAUUUGGCUGCUGAUGGCACAAAGCGGCCCUGCACUCCUGAGAAGUUAAAAGAGAAAGAGCAGGCAGACGGAAAAGAAGGUGUGAAAGGAGGAGAUGAGGGACCAUCUGCAGAGGUCAAGAAAGAAGAGGAGAGCACAGAUGGAGCUGAGAUGAAACCAGGCAAGGAAAAACUCAGCACUAUGGAAACUUCUGCAGACAGCAAGCCACCCGGGGAUAAGUAUUCACCCAAAGAGUUGCUUGCACUGCUCAAGUGUGUAGAGGCUGACAUUGCCAAUUACGAGGUGUAUCUAAAAGAAGAAGUAGAAAAGAGGAAGAAAUAUAAAAUUGAUGAUCAGAGGAGAACCCACAAUUAUGAUGAGUUUAUCUGCACCUUUAUAUCAAUGCUGGCCCAAGAAGGCAUGCUGGCCAGCCUUGUGGAGCAGAACAUAUCCGUGCGUCGGCGGCAGGGAGUGAGCAUUGGCCGUUUGCACAAACAGAGGAAGCCCGACAGAAGGAAACGCUCCCGACCUUAUAAAGCCAAACGCCAGUAAAUACGAACAAUCAAAACUUCUGAGAGCAGCAAGCAAUCACCACAGGGGGGAAAAUAAAAGCUGCACUCCUGAAACAUUCUCCUAAAGGUAGUUUAGUGCUGUAUUGUCUUUAUUUCUUUUAUCAGUUUUGUAUAUACUAUUUUAAACUCAGUGUGCUGUUUUCCAACUGUGCCAUUGCUAUAUACAGCCUCUAAUAAAGAAAAAAGGGCAUGUCCCAAGUGAAGUGGAAUGCUUCUUUUUUCUCUCUACAGUUUUGUGGUCAGUACUUUUUUGUUUUUGUUUGUUUUUGCUGUAUUUCUCUAAAAUUCUAUAUAUUACUAAACAUUUGUAACCAUAACUCAAUAUUUCCUCAGUUUUACCCCUCUUUUAUGUUUUUCCCAGUGCCAAUGAAGUAUUGAAUGUUUUGACAGCAAAGCCUGUGUUUUAUUCAUCCUCAGCACCUCAGCAUAGCCAGUAUAGUAAAUUCACUAUAUAACAAUAAAAAUAGACUUCUAAUCAAUAUGGACAGUUUUAAUAUCAACAAGACACAGUCGUCAGGCAGUGGCUGCAGCAACAAACUCUUAGACUGAUGCAUCAAGUUUUUCUCUUCACUGGAAUGUCUUUUCAACUGAAGGUCUCUGGUUAUUUAUGUAUAGUUUGUCUCCUGAGGUCCUGCAAAUCUAAAAAAAAAAAAAACCCAAACAGGUUAUUGUGUUAUUUUUGUAGCUGAAAUGGAUCUCAAAGUGAGUGAAGAUUAAGCUGAGUGUGUGUCGCUGUCUGUUUGUACAUAUGUAUCUGUUUAUUGGCUUGCCUAUACACUGAAGUCAGUUCUUUGUGCUUACCAGUUCAUACUACAAUAAAGUAAGA
Molecule: messenger RNA, 3286 nt
Organism: Archocentrus centrarchus (flier cichlid)
Lineage: Eukaryota; Metazoa; Chordata; Actinopteri; Cichliformes; Cichlidae
Gene: bap1
Product: BRCA1 associated deubiquitinase 1
Exons: 17
Coding region: 209-2440 (743 amino acids)
Biological process (GO): protein deubiquitination; ubiquitin-dependent protein catabolic process
Cellular component (GO): cytoplasm
Molecular function (GO): cysteine-type deubiquitinase activity
Source: RefSeq, a predicted model, not a curated record